This is a messenger RNA of Cuscuta campestris, 785 nucleotides long. The record is from the annotation of a GenBank genome assembly. Lineage: Eukaryota; Viridiplantae; Streptophyta; Magnoliopsida; Solanales; Convolvulaceae.
GAAUUCUCCAGCCGAACGGCGCUAUUCUCUUUUCUCCUGGUAAAAUCAAUCAAUGGCCUCGUCUUCUUCUAGAAGCAAAUCGAACGUUUCAGGAUUCAGCCAUCAAUUCCAGCGAUCAGUUUCGCCGUCCGAUCGGUUCUGUUCAUCGUCGAUAUCAUCGCCGUCGUCGGCCUUCGCGGCCCGACGAUCCGGUGGUGUAAUGGAUCGCUCCGCGUCCCCGACCCGGGUGAAUCUCCGCCGAUCCGUCUCGCCGUCGCCGUCCGUCCGAUUCUACACAUCCUCCGACCGUUCGAUUGUGGUGACUCCCAGACAGCAGCGGCAGAACAGCCGCCGCACGUUCCCGCCGAAUCAGAAGAAGACGUGCAUGUGUUCUCCGACGACUCAUCCCGGAUCGUUCCGGUGCAGCCUUCACAAGGGAACGCAAUUCGCGGGCCACCAGCAGACGCAGUACCUGUCGAGCCAGUUGAACAUGCGGCGGUCGGCGAUGAAGAAUUCUCUGGUGAGGAUCGGCACCGUGGAGGGUGAUUUGGUGAAGCGAGCCCUCGCCGCCCUAAUUCGGCCGUCGUCGCACAGCCUCCGCCGCCGUACCGACUUCCAGCCGCGGCCUAGUCGGUUGUCAAUCAUGUCCAAAUCCGAUGACUCGUGAGGCGGUUGAACGUUCUCCGCGAAGUACAGUUACGGCGGAGGUUUUACACCGCCGGCUCGCGCGGCUCUAUAAUUUGCGCCGUCUCAGGCGAGGGAACCCAUCCCCUGUUUUCCAGACCACGGUGCCUAAGGGUACACGU